Megalops cyprinoides (Indo-Pacific tarpon) is the source of this 6312-nucleotide messenger RNA. RefSeq names its product highly reducing polyketide synthase SAT13-like. The record is from RefSeq and is a predicted model, not a curated record. The transcript has 6 exons. Gene Ontology annotation, biological process: fatty acid biosynthetic process. Bases 1 to 6312 code for a protein of 2103 amino acids. Gene Ontology annotation, molecular function: 3-oxoacyl-[acyl-carrier-protein] synthase activity; fatty acid synthase activity. Lineage: Eukaryota; Metazoa; Chordata; Actinopteri; Elopiformes; Megalopidae.
AUGGAGGACCCAGAGAAAGAGAUAGCGGUUGUAGGCAUUGGGUGUUCUUUCCCAGGAGGGGAAGGCCUUGACAAUUUCUGGAAGGUUCUGUUGGAGGGAAAAACCUGCACAGUCCAGAUUCCAGAGGAGAGGUUUGACUGUGGGUACUGGUACGACCCUGAUGACAGCAAGCCUGGGAAAACAUACACUUCGAAGGCUGCUCUCAUCAACGGACUGAAUGACUUUGACAACAAGUUCUUUGGAAUCACUGAUGAAGAGGCAGCUGAGAUGGACCCCCAGCAAAAGCUCCUGUUGGAGUGUACUUACAGAGCACUGGAGAACGCUGGGAUACCUUUUGAGAAGGCCAGUGGAACCAAAACAGGGGUGUUCCUGGGUAUGAUGAACAGAGAUUAUGAACUUAUACACGUCCGGUACAACCCCAGGACAAUAAGCCACUCUAGUGGAACUGGGACAGCCAUGAGUAUAGCAGCUAACAGGAUCUCCUACACUUUCAACUUCUCUGGGCCGUCACUAGUCCUUGACUGUGCUUGCUCGUCUUCACUAGUGGCCCUGCAUCUUGCCUGCCAGGCUAUAAGACAAGGAGACUGUGAGAUGGCAGUGUGUGGAGGUGUGAGUUGCAUCCUGGAACCACGGUUGUUUGUCGCUCUCAGUAAAGCAAAAAUGCUCUCACCUGAAGGCAUCAGCAAGCCUUUUUCCAGUAGAGCUGAUGGCUACGGGAGAGGGGAAGGAUGUGGGAUCGUCUUGGUUAAGCCUCUGAAAAAAGCUCUGCAGGACGCUGACCACGUGUGGGGCAUCAUACGAAGUACUGCAGUCAAUCAAGAUGGCCGCUCCGUCACUCCUAUCACCAGGCCAUCCAUGGUCCAGCAGGAGGAACUGCUUCGCAGCAUUUAUGCAACGCAUGUCGAUCCAUCACAUGUCCAGUAUGUGGAGGCUCACGGGACUGGAACUCCAGCAGGGGAUCCCACAGAAGCAAGCAGCAUAUCCAAAGUCAUCGCCAAAGCAAGAACCCCGGGAUCCAAAAUGCUGCGCAUGGGCUCUGUGAAAGGUAACAUCGGACACACAGAGUCAGCCGCCGGGGUGGCGGGACUCAUAAAGGUACUUCUGAUGAUGCACCAUGAAACUAUUGUCCCAUCGCUUUUCUAUUCCGAAGACAGUGCAAGCAUUGAUGCCAAAGGCCUCUGUGUAAAGGUUCCCACCACUGUAGAGAAGUGGGAAAAAAGUGGUCCAUUUGGAAGGGUUGCAGGCAUCAAUAACUUUGGCUUUGGGGGUACAAAUUCACAUGCUGUUGUCAGUCAGUACACGCAGACAGAUGUUUCUAAAUCAAAUACUGGGGAAUCACAGGCGAUGUUUGUACUCUCUGCAAUGACAGAGAAAUCACUGACAAUGAUGAUUGAGGACACAGCUAAAAUCAUUAGAAUGGGUACUUCAGUGAGUCUGCAAAAUCUGGUGUACACAUCUGCAUGUAAGAGAAGCCACUCAAAGCAUAGAUACAGAAAAGCUUUCCAUGCGUCCACUUUGAGCAAGUUAGAGGCUCAGCUUACAUCUGCACUGAACAAAAAGAUUACGCCAUCAAGGUUAGACCCCAGGCUAAUUUUUGUGUUUUGUGGAAAUGGACUUACCUACAAAGGCAUGUGCAAGCAGCUGUUGAGGGAGGAACUUGUUUUCAGAGAAAAGGUAAAGGAGAUUGAUGGCCUCUUCCAAAAGUACGGUGGAAAAAGUAUCUUGCAGAAGUUAGAAGACACCAGUGACAAUGACAGCCUCUCUAAACCAGACGUUGCCCAACCAAUGCUCUUCGCUAUUCAGGUAUCUAUUGAUAGCCUUCUAAAGCACUGGGGUAUCAAACCAGAUGCCAUAGUUGGACAUUCUGUGGGUGAGGUGGCUGCUGCCCAUUGCUCUGGUCUGUUGUCCCUUGAGGAUGCUGUGAAGGUGAUCUACUUCCGCAGUACUUUGCAAAGCAAGGCCACUGGUGGGAAAAUGCUUGUUGUCAGCAACAUGGAGGUGUCAGAAGUUGUACAGCUCCUGUCUGCAUAUUCAGGAAAGCUCUGCCUAGCUGCCACAAACAGCCCCCAGUCCUGCACCAUAUCUGGUGAUGCAAAUGCUGUAGAUAAACUUCAUCAACAUCUGAAAACUUCCCACAACAGCAGCAAUCUGUUCAUCCGCGUUUUGGAUGUUCCUGCUGCUUACCACAGCCACUUCAUGGAUCCCAUUCUGGGUGAAAUACAGCACACUAUAGGUAUCUUGAAAGAGCAUGAAAUGCAGGCAGAGCUGUUCUCAACAGUGACAGGAAAGAUGCUGUCUAAAGGGGACUUCAGUACAGGCAAAUACUGGGCGAGAAAUAUUCGAGAGCAAGUAGCAUUUGAACAAGCUGUGAGGUCGUCAGUGACAGAGAAGAAGAAUGUGGUCUUUGUAGAGAUAGGUCCGAGGAGGGCCCUGCAGAGGUACAUCAUGGAGAUACUAGGAGAUGACACCCUAGUGCUGCCCUCUGUACAGCCAUACAGAGACCACGAGACAAUGUUAACAGUUGUGUCCAGACUCUUUGAGCUGGGGGUUCAAGUAAACUGGGAUCAGUUUUACAUGGGGCGUAAAGCACCUCCAACACCUUUUCCGAGGUAUCAAUUUGACAAAACAAGGAAGGAUGUCUUCCAUGUGGAAACACAGACGACCUUUGAGAACAGUCACCCUGUGCUCUCCCCGACGGGUCAAAAUGACAAGGAAUUCAUUUGCAAACUUUCCUCUGAUUCAACAUCAUAUUUGCAUGAGCACAAAAACAAUGGCGUUGCGAUAAUCCCCGGAGCGUUCUAUGUUGAAUUAGGCUUUGCGUCCUUCCUUGCACAGGCAAAACCAAAAGUCCCACUCAGCUCAGUACAGCUGAGCAUCAGUUUCCAAAGCCCGCAUGUUCUGAACCAGAAUUCACCAAAAAUUAAAGUGCAGCUGGUUGCAGAAGACACCGAGACAAAGUUUAAAAUAUAUUCACCCUCAGCGAUCUAUGCAUCAGGAAAGGUCGAAUGCAAGCCAGGAACAUCAGCUGAGGAGCAAUCCAUCUCACUUAACGACGUUUACAAAAGGUGCACUGCCAUUGUGAAAGCUGAAACACUGUACAAAAAUCUCAGCACAGGAGGGUUUCAGUAUGGUUCAGUCUUCAAAAAUGUCGAAGUUGUGUACUGUGGAGAAGAGUGCAAUGAAGCUGUCUCCCAAGUGAAGGUUCCAGGGGAAGUACUGAAUCAGUUACAUGACUACUGCAUUCACCCUGUCGUUUUAGAUUAUUUCAUGCAGAUUGUAUCUGUCAUUGGUGCACACAAAUACUUGUCGCGACCUGGGUACCCGUCAUCCAUAGGCAAAAUGACAAUCUUAAAGCCUCUGCAGGAAGAAAUGGUCAUUUAUGUGCGGGCAGCAGACAUGGGGCCUGACCACGUUGAGGUGUGUGGCUGUUUCACAGACAAAGCGGGCCAUGUUUUAGUUGAGCUUACGCACGUGAGAACUUCCUACUUAAAAAGAGCAUCUGUCACCGAUGAUUGUUUCUUUCACAAUGAAGUGAGUAUCGCUUCUGAGGAGAUCAAUGACAGGAAGAAACCCAAGGCUUUAGUCUUUGCAGACCAGCGGGGAGUGUGGAAAGCUUUGCAGCAGCACUUACACCCAGAGUCUAUUUACAUUCCUCACAGAGAUGUGAGAGAGUUGUCAGGAAAUGGCACCUCCGAUUUCCUGUCAAAAUUUAAUAUGCCAGGUGACAGGAAGUACGAGGAGGUUUUGUUCAUGUGGGGGAUUCAGGACCUUCAUGCAGAGGAAAGCAGUGAGGUCUUGGACUACAUGGUUAGCUUUUGUGAGCUUUUCCGUCAAAUUGUUCUCAAGCUGAGGGAGGACAGGUUUCCAUAUCUCAUCAGAACCAUAACUUACGAGUCGACAGAGAAGACAGUGGAUCAAAUCAGGCCGGGUUUUGUACUUUCCGGUAUGGCAAGAGCUUGUGCAGCAGAGGCUGAAGGUCUUUCGUUUCAGUUGAUUGAUAUUGCCUCUUUUUCACCUAACGACCUCAGAGCACUGGGGGAGGUUAUUCACUCCUACCCUUGCAAGAAAUAUCCAGAAGUCACGAUAAGCAGUGGACAGAUUUACAAGACUACCUUUGCUAAAACCACCCUAAAAAUCUUUGAUAGCCCUGAGAAAAAAGAUCUCUCUACAGCAUCGGAAUGUUUCAAGCUACAGACCGCCAACCCUUACAGAAUGACGAGCUUGUCUGCUAUUUCUUCCUGUGAUACCAAGACUCAACUUGAGACACAAGCAGUGGAGGUACAGGUGAACAAGAUUUGUGUUCACUCCUCAGAUUAUUUUCCCGUCAGUGUCUCUGAUCUAAACCUUGGACCGACGAUGUACUGGCGCAAACAUGUGUCUCAGAACCACACACUUUUAUCUCUUGACUUCUGUGGCACUGUCACAGCUGUGGGUAGGGAUGUGAAGAGACUGAAAGUAGGGGAUCAGAUUGUGUCAUGCUAUCCCACGCCUGCAUCCUCCAAGGUCACGGUUCCUGAAGUUGCAUGCUAUGAAGCAAAGAGCUUUCCAUUUCUUACAGAUGUGCCGUGUGUGUCCUUCUUUGUACUGGCAUGGGAACUCUUCCACCAUACCUUACCCAAAGAAACUCAAAAGGGAAAUCUGGCCUUCAUUUCCUCUGCAGCUGAUUCAUGUUUGCUGAAAGUCUUGCUGUUAGCGGCAAAGAAAUCGGGUUGGAUACCUACAGUUGAAACACGGUGUGGUAGACUGCUAGAAAACUCAAAUAACUGUGAUGUGUUUGUCCUUUUGCCUCCUUUUGAUGAAUCUUCUGUUACUGCAGCAGCGAGUGUUUCCUCUGCAAAACACAUUGUGGUAAUCUGUGACAACCAAGCACCAGCUUCUCUCUCACAAAAUAUUCUGAGAAAUGCAAAUGAAAAUGCUGCCAUUCACACUAUUCAAAUGAGUAAUGUUUUCCAAAAAGCGUACCUCAAAAAUCAGAGAACAAUGAUUGAUCGCUGGUUGACGUCAAUGCAUUUGGAAAAGUCAUCCUUAGCUCAAGAAAGCACGACCUUUCAAAAAAUGACAACCAGAGACUCUGAGGCCAAGUCAUCUGAAGAGUCUGAAUCGUACUUCAGCUCAAAGACCACAUCUUUAAUUGUGCUGGAUGGUGCUGAAAAGAACAAGAUGUCUGACAUCCCAGUACUUGAGAAUCAGACACAGAUCUUCCAGAAAAAUGCCAUUUACAUAGUUACAGGGGGUCUUUCUGGCCUGGGGUUUGAAACAGUGAAGUUCAUUGCUCGACGAGGCGGAGGACACAUUGUCAUUUUUUCAAGAAGGCCACCUACACCUGAUAUGCAAAUAGAGAUGGAUAACCAAAACAUUUUACAUGGGGCGUUAGUCAUCAGCUUGCAAUGUGAGAUUUCAAAAAUCGAUCAGGUUUUGGAAGCCUUUUCUGUCAUUGGACAGAGAUUUCCCUCCUGUGCAGUAAAAGGGGUGUUCCACAGUGCAGUCGUCCUGCACGACGGAUUACUCGAAACUCUUGACAUGUCACUCUUUGAAAAAGUGAUGAAGCCAAAAAUUCAAGGGGCUUUGAAUCUGCAUCAUGCAACAAAAGAAUACAAGUUAGACUACUUUGUGUGCUACUCCUCCAUUUCUUCAUGCAUCGGCAAUGCCUCUCAAACAAACUACGGUUCAGCAAAUUCAUUUCUGGACAUGUUUUGCCACUACCGACGAAAUCGUGGACUUGCUGGGCAGUCCAUCAAUUGGGGGCCUUUGAAUGUGGGUCUUCUCUUGGAUAAGGCUGAGUUCCAUACCUUUUUGGCGUCAAAGGGGCUGAUGACAAUGGAGCUAUCAGACAUCCAUGAAUGUCUUGAAAAGUGUCUGCGGCAAAACGAUCCCCAGCAAAUUGUGUGCAAGUUUAACUAUAGAACCAUGCGCAACCAUGUCCUCUCUCACAACAGUGCCCUAGCUACACGGUUACAUGAAGUGGUGAAAAAAGGAAUCAUGAGCGCAAAUGAAACAGACCCCCUCAACCAGCCCCAGAUGCAAUCUCUUGACAAUUCUGUCUCCUCACUACAAGAAUAUGUCAGAUCUGUGCUCUGUGAACUUAGCAACGUAGAAACAGAAAAGGACGAGCUAAUUCUUGACACUGCUCUCACUGCAUUUGGCAUCGACUCAAUGUUAGCUAUGACCCUUCAGAACCGAAUCUUCCUAGACAGGGGUGUGAAAGUUCCUCUUGUGAGAAUACUUGACCCAAACAGCACACUUUCCACCUUAGUGUCAGUUCUGAAGGAGAGCGGGGAGGCAGGUGUUCCAACUGAGGAUCUAAGCACCUGA